This is a messenger RNA of Penicillium nucicola, 1143 nucleotides long. RefSeq names its product alpha-factor pheromone receptor STE2 (gene preB). The coding region runs from base 1 to 1143 and encodes 380 amino acids. Gene Ontology annotation, cellular component: membrane; G protein-coupled receptor homodimeric complex. NCBI's taxonomy places the organism in Eukaryota, Fungi, Ascomycota, Eurotiomycetes, Eurotiales, Aspergillaceae. The record is from RefSeq and is a predicted model, not a curated record. Gene Ontology annotation, molecular function: pheromone binding; mating-type factor pheromone receptor activity. Gene Ontology annotation, biological process: G protein-coupled receptor signaling pathway. The transcript has a single exon.
AUGGAUUACGGUAUUCGCAACUCCACAGACCCCUACCAACAGGAUGUCAUCAUGCACUAUGCAAAUGGCACAGAAUUCUUUGUCCCAAUGCAAGCUCUGGAUGUUUUCGUCAUGUACAACGUCCGAGUGUGUAUCAACUACGGCUGCCAGCUUGGAGCCUCAAUUGUGUUACUGAUCAUCCUUCUUCUUUUGACACAUUCCGACAAACGCAAGUCCUUGGUGUUUAUCUUGAACGGACUGGCUCUGUUCUGCAACUCCUUGCGCCUACUAUUCCAAGUCGUCCACUUCUCCACCAAAUUUGAAGAAGUAUACCCCUACUUCUCUUACGACUAUUCCGCAGUGCCAGCAAGUGCAUACGCCAUUUCAAUCGUGGCCAUUGUCUUCCAAACCUUGGUAGUAAUGUGCAUUCAAGCAUCGCUGGUGCUUCAAACCAACGUGAUUUGCUCGACUGUUCGCCGCCGAUACCGACAACCUCUGCUGGGACUAUCGAUCUUAGUAGCGCUCUUGGUGAUUAGCUUCCGCUGGGCCUGGAUGGUUGAGAACUCAAUUGCCGUCAUCAAAGUGAUGUACAUGGAAUCCAUCUGGUGGAUCGAAAGUGCAACCAAUGUGACCCUCACUGUCUCUAUCUGCUUCUUCUGUGUGAUCUUUGUCACCAAGCUCGGGUUCGCCAUCAAGCAACGCCGGCAACUCGGUGUGCGCGAGUUCGGCCCCAUGAGGAUCAUAUUCAUCAUGGGCUGCCAGACCAUGGUUGUUCCAGCCAUCUUCUCCAUCACCCAGUACUACAUCACCGUCCCCGAACUAGCAUCUAACGUGCUCACCUUGGUCGCCAUCUCGCUCCCACUUUCAUCAAUCUGGGCAGGGGCUGCCCUCGAACAAUCCAGGCCCCCUCGCAGUCAAGACGCACGUCGACGCAACCUAUGGCGAGUGCUCGCCGGUGGAGCUAACAGCACAUUGAAUCCAACCACUAAAGACAACCCAACACAUCUGACAGACAUAGGGGCUGCCCAGACUCUGUGCUACUCAGAUCACACAAUGGGCAAGACUGGCUCAGGGAGCUCGCGAGACACGGACGCUUUCUACGGAAUUGCCGUUGAGCAUGAUGUUUCUGUCGACCGAAUCCAGAAGAAACACUCACUCGUCUAG